AUGCGGUACAGGAACUGGGAUGUCCUUCUUUUCCCCGGAGGUUCGAAGGUUCCUAUCCAAGAGUUCAAAACACAAUGCUUUGUGACUAAGGAUAAAGACUCACCCUACCUACACAAUGCGGUCUUUCUUGGCCCUCAUGCACACCUUCCUGAGCAAGGAGUCUUCAAUCAGCUUCCAGUCCUCACAACGUUUAUCCCGAGUUUGCCCAAGGAUAGUCCGUUCCAAGUCUCGGUUCAUAGUUGGGAAAAACCACGCCCCAGUGUCCAGAUCGAGUCCAAUAUGGAACCAGAGGACAUUUUGCUCUUCGAGGUGCGGCUCUUCAUUGAUGGGGUCUUUGUUGCGGGCAGCCUCUAUGGACAGAGAACUAUUUGGCCACAGAUUAUGGUCCAAGCAGGUCUUGACCGAGAUGGAAACCAAGACGCCCUUCGAUUCCCUCCCUUUCAUUCUGAGAUACUACAGCAGAAGCAUUGGGAUGCCGGUGAUUCUCAAGGUAGAAUCAAGAUUGUCAUUGCAGAAGGGUUCUCUCGCCCCAAUCGCACGCCCCCCUUCGAGCGCUACAAGCAUGUCAUUGUUUUCUCCUUCCAACAUGCGCCACUAGAUGUGCUGGAAUUCUCCGACAUUGCUUGGCCAAAUCCCAAAAUGUGGCUUGCUAUGCCCAAUGGAUCCCGGUACGGACAGGCAGCACGAUACGGCACCUCCAAGGUAGCUGGCGAUGGCGCUCAUGGGCAUUCACCAAGCAGACCCGACAGACCCGAACAUCGAAUUACAAUCACGGCUAACACAAGUAGCCAAUCCAGCAGCAAUGCAGCUACUUACAGCGGCAGUACCCCAUCAACUUACAAUGCCUGGACCCCACACCGUGGGUUUCCCAUCCCUUCCACACAGUGGAACGGCUAUCCACAAGAGCCUCGAUGGGAGCCACAGGAUACAUACAUCGUGGAACCUGGUAUGGAUGCCUUCAUUGAUGAUACAGCAUGGCGGCAGCGAGGUGCUCGAUCCUCUCGCGAGGACGUCCCAAUGCCAGACUAUGUUUCUACAGGAUCAACCAGCAGCCGGGCCAUCUCGAGUGUGACCGGGAUGAGCUAUGAACACAGCAAGCAGCCCAGCAUUAAUUCCUGUCUUGACGAUGAACAAUACAACGAACUGAUCCAAGCUUUGACUCCAACGAAGGUGCCUCCUGUGGGAACUCGCGCACCCUCUAAUACUCCCUCCACUGCGAUGUCUGCCCCAAAGCCUUCUGCAGCAGCCGAAGCUCGUUCUGCAAGCUACAAGUCUCGGAAUCGCCGUUCUUCCGCACUCAGGGAGAUAUCACAACCAAGCACCCGCGAUGUUUCAGGAUCGAGUGAGCCCAGGGACUUGACUCCAUCCAAGGUUGGGGCGAGCCCAAGCGAAAGAGUCCGGAGCAAAAAGGAGAAUCAGAAAGAGGCCAACCAGGAGACCCCCAAAGCGAAGUCUAAGGGCAAAGACACCGCGAAGGUGAACCGUAGCUCCAAGGAUGUCGACAAUGCGGACGAGAAUGAGUCGAUAUUGUAG
Molecule: messenger RNA, 1533 nt
Organism: Penicillium griseofulvum
Lineage: Eukaryota; Fungi; Ascomycota; Eurotiomycetes; Eurotiales; Aspergillaceae
Exons: 3
Coding region: 1-1533 (510 amino acids)
Source: RefSeq, a predicted model, not a curated record